UGGCCCGAGGUGCCAUCCGCCACCUUCUUCACCGCGCUGCUCUCGCUGCUGGUGUCUGGGCCUCGCCUGUUCCUGUUGCAGCCUCCCCUGGCGCCCUCGGGCCUCUCGCUGCGGUCCGAGGCUCUGCGCAACUGGCAAGCCACUAUGGAAGGAGAGGUCAGGAUUACAGCCGAGGAGACGGGCACAAAGAGUGUUAAGUGACACCCACUCAAUCCACCUGAAGCCGUUACAAUUAAUUAACCCUCAAACUGCCCGGUGAGAUAGUCACAGAUAAGACUUGCUCCAGGUCUGGGAAAGAGCAAAGAUUAGACAUCCACGCCUCUACUUUGAGUCCUGGGUCUUUCAUUGUUGCCUCCCUCUGCUUAUCCCACUGGCUCCGGGCUGAUUUUCACUGGCAAUGAGAGCCAGCUGCUCCCCGUUUCCUAGUUUACAGGCUGGUGACUUACAUCUUUGUCUACGAGAACCCAGUCUCCCUGCUCUGUGGUGCCAUCAUCAUCUGGCGCUUUGCUGGCAAUUUUGAGAGAACCGUGGGCACCGUCCGCCACUGCUUCUUCACCGUGAUCUUCGCCAUCAUCUGCGCCAUCAUCUUCCUGUCUUUUGAAGCUGUGUCAUCGCUGUCAAAGCUGGGGGAGGUAGAGGAUGCCAGAGGUUUCACCCCAGUGGCUUUUGCCAUGCUGGGAGUCAAUUCCGUCCGCUCUCGGAUGAGGAGGGCCCUGGUGUUUGGCAUGGUUGUGCCCUCAAUGCUGGUGCCGUGGCUUCUGCUCUGUGCCUCCUGGCUCAUUCCCCAGACCUCUUUCCUCAGUAACGUCUGUGGACUUGGAAUUGGGCUAACAUAUGGCUUCACCUACUGCUACUCCAUUGACCUCCCAGAGCGAGUUGCACUGAAGCUCGACCAGAAGUUCCCCUUCAGCCUGAUGAGGAAGAUUUCGAUGUUCAAGUACAUCUCUGGCUCUUCAGCUGAAAGAAGGGCAGCCCAAAGCCGGAAGCUGAACCCUGUGCCUGGCUCCUACCCCACACAGAGCGGCCACCCUCACCUGGCCCCGAACCACCCUGUGGCCCAGAUGCAGCACACCAGUGGCCAGAAACUGGCCCCCUGGCCGUCCUGGGUCCCUGGGCACACGGCCAGCCUGCCUCCGUACCAGCCCACGUCCGGCCUGUGUUACGUGCAGAACCAUUUUGGCACAGUUCCCAGCUCCUCUGGUGUCUACCCGGCUUCUGCGGGUGCCUCCCUGGGGGUCCAGCCCCCCGCCCCCCUCAACUGCCCCGGCACAGUGCAUUCCGGGGCCCUGGCCAGUUCAGCGACUACAGGCUCUAAGGAGUGCUCAAGGGUCCUGAUCCCCUGAGAGAGAGUUUCCAGGGAAGCGAUCUCCCAUCUCGGCCUUCCGAGGAAGGUCCUUUCUGAGCUGAGAUGUUCUUGACAAAAAGUUACUUACUGAACACCUCUAUGUGCCAGGCUCUGUGUUGAGUAUUUUGAUAUGUGUCUCUAUUUCAUUCUCAUUCAUCCUCGUGACAACUUGGUGAAGUACAGCUUGUCGUCCCCAGUUUACAGAUGCAGAAAGCGUGCAGUGAGGUCACGUGGCCUUGUAGUGGCACAGCUGGGGCACUUGGCUCCAGGCCCAGGCCCUGCCCACCCACAGGACACCUGGGAGAAGAGGGCAUUGGUGGUCAGUGGCUCGUUUCAGCUCUCCAUUCCCUUCCUGUCCUCGUACGUCAUGCUCGUGGUUAUGCCGUGUUCGUGUGACUGCGUGUGCCCUUUGGGAGCUCCCGGCUGGUGUGCUCGCCAGUCCCCAGGCCUGUGCGUUGUUCCUCCCUUGCGGUGACCCCCCAGCCCCACACCCAGACUUCUGCCCCGGAAGUGGUGCGACGGGCCAGCGUGAGCCGCAGCCGCAUGCUUCUGGAUCCAUAGUGCUGAUUACCUUUGUAUAAAGAAACAGCCUCCAGCCUGC
This is a messenger RNA of Orcinus orca (killer whale), 1946 nucleotides long. RefSeq names its product rhomboid domain containing 2 (gene RHBDD2). Gene Ontology annotation, cellular component: membrane. The coding region runs from base 672 to 1343 and encodes 223 amino acids. The record is from RefSeq and is a predicted model, not a curated record. Lineage: Eukaryota; Metazoa; Chordata; Mammalia; Artiodactyla; Delphinidae. The transcript is spliced from 6 exons. Gene Ontology annotation, molecular function: serine-type endopeptidase activity.